Molecule: messenger RNA, 2679 nt
Organism: Diatraea saccharalis (sugarcane borer)
Lineage: Eukaryota; Metazoa; Arthropoda; Insecta; Lepidoptera; Crambidae
Source: the annotation of a GenBank genome assembly
AUCACUUCUUUUUUUUUAUCAAAAAAAAAUAUAGAAUGAAAAAUAAACAUCGAACUGAACUAUUUUAUAAUAAAUAAAGUGAAUUUUGUGCAAUAAUUAUACUGUGCAUUUGGUUUUAUUUAUAAAAGUUUUUUUUUUAUAUGGAUAAUUAACAUUUUAUGAUAGUCGUGUAUGGUAUUUUGCUCUGAGUAAAUUAACAAAUCCAAUCCUUAUGUUUUAUCACUAUAUGAAAUGAAAAAUGAAUAACAGUUCCGACUUUAUACUAUACGAGCUUCAUUGCUCUAAAGACGCCCUUACUGACAAUUAUGGAUGGUUCAUGCAAUUCUUAUUGGCUGUUCUUGCUUUCACUUGCUUAAUCGGGAAAAGAUUCUGUGAACCUCGAUAUGCUAGAAGACCAUGGCUGAUUUGGUUUUAUGAUACAUCAAAACAAGGACUAGGAGCUCUCAUCAUUCAUGCAGCCAAUGUGUGGCUCUCUCCACAUCUCACUGGUAACCCUUGUACAUGGUAUAUAGUGAACUUCAUGUUAGAUUCUACCCUUGGUCUUCUCAUUAUUUGGGCAGGAAUUAGACUUGCUCAAUAUUGGGCUAGAGAAUAUGAUAUACCUCUUAUAAAUUUUGGUGAAUAUGGGAAGCCUCCAAUGUUCGCAGCAUGGAUAUGUCAGUGCAUACUGUAUGCAGCACUGGCAACAUUUGCUAAAUCAGUAUUAGCCCUGGUUUUGCGAUUGCCACCUGUGACAGCACUGCUGUCCAACCUGCGGCUGUCGCCUGUUACAGAUCCGCGGCUUGAGCUUGCCGUAGUAAUGCUCAUUAUACCCUUCUUUGUUAAUAUUUUAAUAUUCUGGGUAACAGACAACUUUCUUAUGUAUCAUCCAAGAGGAGUCAGUUCGAAAAUUAAAACAAAGGUGCGUUACCAAUCUAUUAAGAAAGAAAAGUCAGCAUCCGAUGAAGAAGAGCAUUCAGCAGAUGAACGUCUACUGGGAGCUAAUGUAUGACCAUACUGCAAGCCCACGGUCUUUCGGGCAUAAUCAAAGUUAUUGACAGGUUUUCAGUUAUUUCUCGCCCUAGCCACAUAAUGUUGUAAGAUCCUAUAACAGUUUAAAGCAUCGCAUCUUUUAAUUAUUACUAAACUUAUUCGACGUUGGGAAAAAUGUUUUAUGCAGAGUAACCUAGAGUAUAUAUAAAACAACCAGUGUUUGCCCACUUUAAAAAAUAGUGUCUAUAUGUUGGUUGCGUUGAUGUGGAUUCGCUAAAUAGUGCUGUGAUUGAUUUUUAGUAAAUUUAUAAUUAAUAAUUUGUGAAGUGAAAGAAAUGCGUUCUAAUUUAUCACAGGUGAAAGUUAGUUACUUUUUAAAGAUUACUUCUAUCAUCCUAUUCUAAUCAUUAUAAAUGUACCUUGACCAAAUAGACUGGACAGACUCACGCUGAGAACCUCCCAGACUCGUGAAUGGUAAAUAUUUGUGAGUGAGUGAGUCUGUACCGCCUAAAACGAUUGUCUUUGACGGAUACUAAUGACUCAAUAAGGGGCCGUCCAUAAAUCACGUGAGAAUUUUUGACCUCCCCUAACCCUUGGUUAUCACCAAGGGGCACAUGGCGAGGUUUGAGACACCCCCCCCCCCCUCUAUCUAAAUUACGUGUAUUUUUAGUACCAGCAAAAAACUUAAUUUUUGACGUCGCUUUUCGAUUUAAUAAUCGUGCGUCGAGGGAAAACUAAAUACACGUGAUAUAUUACUAUACCCCCACUCCACCCCCUUGUGUUUUUUCGUGAUUUUUUACGAACCCCCUUACCCCUUUCGAGCCUCACGCGAUUAAUGAACGGCCCCUAACUAGUUUACAAUUUAUUCUCACGACAUACGGCUCCUUAAAGAAUAUUUCUGAUGCGAUUUAAAAUUGCAUUAUUUAAUUUAGGAAUAAAAUUAUAAUCGGUGAACAAAAUUUCAAUACGUUAAAUUAUAUUCACGCUUUUUUCUUUACAUUUUUAGCCCACUAACAGAAGAGAUAAAAAAAGAAAAGAGAUGUCUUUAAAGUGGCAGCUAAUUAUUAUAAACCUACAUCCAGAAGUUUAUUGAUUUUUGUCAAUUUAACUACAGUUAGUUAACUUCUAUUAAAAUAAAUAUUCAAUUAUCAAUUUUUAAUUUACAUGAAUAAAAACAAAUCUUACUCAGCUAUAAUAUGUUCUAAGUGCUUAAUAAAGAAAUUGUAUACUUAUAUAUUUUUUUCCUAUAUCUAAUAAAUAUUUUAAGAACGUGCAUCAAGUAACAAAUAAUGUUGGCGAAACAUGAAAAUUGUAUAUAAAUUUAUUUGCCUUAAUCAAGGGUUAAUAAUUAUUUUAUUUUAUAGCUCUUUAAUUUUAUUAUCUAAGCUCAAACAAUAUUACGUAGCGAGGGCCAGUAUAUUUUAUCGAUAUAAUCGUAGAUUAUAAGCGGAUCAUACAAAUUUUAUUGGAAAUUUCAUUUCAUAUCAAAUGGUAAAUAAGUACAAGUAUUUGAUUGUUAUGAUAAAAUAAAUCUUUUGGGUAAUUAUAUUUUGCGGUCUUGUGUUACUUUGAUAACUGUGCCCUUUACGCAAAUAUAGCGGAGAUCCUGGUAACAUAACUAUGAACGUCAUUUUUUAUUUUGCCAUACGAUUUAAUCCGUCUAUCUAUAUAAUAGUUCACGGAAAAAGUUUCUUCGCAUUUUAUAUG